GCGGUUAAAUUUGAACGCGGGUGGGCGGCUGGCUCGGUUCAGCAGUUGAGGCGGCGGCGCGGUGCAGCGGCGCGUCAGGAGCCUGAGGAGACUGUCAGCUGGUGAGCGGCAGUACGGCGGGAAGCUGACCAUUGUUUCUGGGUCUUGGGAGCUUUCGGCUUUCCAGGGCACACAGUCGAACCCACGUCGUCGCCUUCCGCCCUCCCGGCGGCCUGCACAGGCCUCCCCAGCCCCUGUUCCUUCAGGCGGCCGCCAUCUUCCGUCAGGCUGUGGAACCUUCCGGCGCGGCCAGCGAGAAAAAAACAUUUCUUCAAAAGAUGAAUGGAAUAUCUUCAGCUGCUAAUGAAGAAAAUGACAGUACAGAAAGACCUGCUAGAAGACGACGUUCCUCAAUUUUGAAACCCCCAAGGAGUCCUCUUCAGGACCUCGGAGAUGGAAAUGAAAUAACACAGGGACCCAAUGCCUUCAGAAGUAGGAAAAGUUCUCGUCGAGUAAGCUUUGCAGAUACUAUAAAGGUAUUCGAGACAGAAUUGCAUAUGAAAACAGAGAAAAAGUCAGAAAAUUCAGAAACAGAAGGAAGAGAAAAUGUUAUUUUUAUACAGAAUAAAAGUCCAGAAGAUAACAACUGUGAAAUUACUGGAAUGAACACAUUGCUUUGUGCUCCUAUUCAGACACAGGUGCAACGGAGAAAGAUUUCAAGUACAGAGCAUAAUUAUGAAAGGACUCAUCCAAGUGACCAGACAGCCAUCUUUCCAGAUGAAAACAAGAUGGAUUUCACAGCAAGUCACACUGUCAUGAUUACCAACGGCCUCUUAGCUUGUACCAAAAGUGAAAAAUCUAGCAAGAUAGAUACUACUUCAUUUCUGGCUAAUUUAAAGCUUCAUACUGAGGAUUCAAGAAUGAAAAAAGAGCCAAUGUUUUCCUUGGGUCAAAAUAGCACUUCAGAAAGGAAAAUAAAUUUCAAUGACUUCAAAAAAAGAUUGGAAGCUGGAAAAUUUAAUGCUUGUUCUUCUACAGGACCUGAUAAAGAAAAUUUAGAGAUACCAGUUUAUUACAAAGAUUCAAAUAGGGGUUCUGCUAUACAUCAAAAACAUGUAGCUUUCAAUGCUGAUGAAAAUAACAGUAAUAUGACUAAAAUCUUAAGAGAACAAGAUGAUGUGAUGAAUUUCACCCAGUGUCAUACAGUGAAUAUUCAGACUUUGGUUCCCACACCCAGCAAGGCCCAUUUAAGGGAAUUUAAAGGUGAUGAUACUACAAUUUGUGGCAAUGACUGUAUGGACUUGACAACUAACCACACUGUACAGAUUUUACCCUCAGCAGAUAAUUUAUCUGAAUUAGAAAAUCAGACUCACGUCUUGAUGGAUAUUGCAACAGAUUAUGGAACUAACACUCAGGGGAUUAAGAUAAUCUUUAAGGAUAAAUUGAAUACUUCCUUUCAAGAUCCUUCCUUAAACCCAAAAGGAACUUCAGAAACAGCUUUGUAUGCAUGUGGUCAGGAAGACAUGGAGGUAACUAGAAGUCACACAACUGCCAUCGAUUGUAAAACUGUCACCACUAAUGAGAUUUUUAGACCUAUGGACAAAACUGUAAUGUUUGUAGAUGAUCGUGAUGAACUAGAAAUGACAAAAUCUCAUACCAUUUUCAUCGACUACCAAGCACUGGAAAAAACUGAACUCCCAGGCACACUUAACUCUGAACUAUCUGAAAAGAAAAGCCUCAAAAAAUCAAAAGUGGUAUCUAUUCCUGCUGAGGAAAGUGUUUUCUUUCCAGAGAAUGGUGAAGGUGGUGACCAUUCAACAGCAAAAGUCAGCCAGCUAACUCUACCAGGAGUAGGGUCUGAUAAUGACCCUGGGAAGAAAGUGGCAGCACUUGUAGGUGAUGGUAACAUGGAAGUAUCUCAGUCAGCUGUUGGGAAAAGUAGCAGACAUGUACAAAAUCCUGAGUUUCUGAGUGAAUUAAGUCAAAGUCAGAGAAGAAAAAGCCUCAGACUCAAAAAUGACAAGACUAUUGUAUUUUCGAAGGAUGAUGAUGACAUGGAUAUCACCAGGAGUUGUACAGUAGAAAUUAAUCAUAGACCUUUGUUAGGUGAACAUAAUUCCCAUUUUGUUCCUUUGGCAGGAACUUUAGAAACAGCUUUGUAUGCAUGUGGUCAGGAAGACAUGGAGGUAACUAGAAGUCACACAACUGCCAUCGAUUGUAAAACUGUCACCACUAAUGAGAUUGUUAGACCUAUGGACAAAACUGUAAUGUUUGUAGAUGAUCGUGAUGAACUAGAAAUGACAAAAUCUCACACCAUUUUCAUCGACUACCAAGCACUGGAAAAAACUGAACUCCCAGGCACACUUAACUCUGAACUAUCUGAAAAGAAAAGCCUCAAAAAAUCAAAAGUGGUAUCUAUUCCUGCUGAGGAAAGUGUUUUCUUUCCAGAGGAUGGUGAAGGUGGUGACCAUUCAACAGCAAAAGUCAGCCAGCUAACUCUACCAGGAGUAGGGUCUGAUAAUGACCCUGGGAAGAAAGUGGCAGCACUUGUAGGUGAUGGUAACAUGGAAGUAUCUCAGUCAGCUGUGGAGAAAAGUAGCAGACAUGUACAAAAUCCUGAGUUUCUGAGUGAAUUAAGUCAAAGUCAGAGAAGAAAAAGUCUUAGACUCAAAAAUGACAAGACUAUUGUAUUUUCGAAGGAUGAUGAUGACAUGGAUAUCACCAGGAGUUGUACAGUAGAAGUUAAUCAUAGACCUUUGUUAGGUGAACAUAAUUCCCAUUUUGUUCCUUUGGCAGGAACUUUGGAAACAGCUUUGUAUGCAUGUGGUCAGGAAGACAUGGAGGUAACUAGGAGUCACACAACUGCCAUCGAUUAUAAAACUGUCACCACUAAUGAGAUUGUUAGACCUAUGGACAAAACUGUAAUGUUUGUAGAUGAUUGUGAUGAACUAGAAAUGACAAAAUCUCACACCAUUUUUAUCGACUACCAAGCACUGGAAAAAACUGAACUCCCAGGCACACUUAACUCUGAACUAUCUGAAAAGAAAAGCCUCAAAAAAUCAAAAGUGGUGUCUAUUCCUGCUGAGGAAAGUGUUUUCUUUCCAGAGGAUGGUGAAGGUGGUGACCAUUCAACAGCAAAAGUCAGCCAGCUAACUCUACCAGGAGUAGGGUCUGAUAAUGACCCUGGGAAGAAAGUGGCAGCACUUGUAGGUGAUGGUAACAUGGAAGUAUCUCAGUCAGCUGUGGAGAAAAGUAGCAGACAUGUACAAAAUCCUGAGUUUCUGAGUGAAUUAAGUCAAAGUCAGAGAAGAAAAAGUCUUAGACUCAAAAAUGACAAGACCAUUGUAUUUUCGAAUGAUGACAUGGAUAUCACCAGGAGUUGUACAGUAGAAAUUAAUCAUAGACCUUUGUUAGGUGAACAUAAUUCCCAUUUUGUUCCUUUGGCAGGAACUUUGGAAACAGCUUUGUAUGCAUGUGGUCAGGAAGACAUGGAGGUAACUAGAAGUCACACAACUGCCAUCGAUUGUAAAACUGUCACCACUAAUGAGAUUGUUAGACCUAUGGACAAAACUGUAAUGUUUGUAGAUGAUCGUGAUGAACUAGAAAUGACAAAAUCUCACACCAUUUUCAUCGACUACCAAGCACUGGAAAAAACUGAACUCCCAGGCACACUUAACUCUGAACUAUCUGAAAAAAGCCUCAAAAAAUCAAAAGUGGUAUCUAUUCCUGCUGAGGAAAGUGUUUUCUUUCCAGAGGAUGGUGAAGGUGGUGACUAUCCAACAGCAAAAGUCAGCCAGCUAACUCUACCAGGAGUAGGGUCUGAUAAUGACCCUGGGAAGAAAGUGGCAGCACUUGUAGGUGAUGGUAACAUGGAAGUAUCUCAGUCAGCUGUUGGAAAAAGUAGCAGAGAUGUACAGAAUCCUGUGUUUCUGAGUGAAUUAAGUCAAAGUCAGAGAAGAAAAAGUCUUGGACUCAAAAAUGACAAGACUGUUGUAUUUUCGAAGGAUGAUGAUGACAUGGAUAUCACCAGGAGUUGUACAGUAGAAGUUAAUCAUAGACCUUUGUUAAGUGAACAUAAUUCCCAUUUUGUUCCUUUGGCAGGAACUUUGGAAACAGCUUUGUAUGCAUGUGGUCAGGAAGACAUGGAGGUAACUAGAAGUCACACAACUGCCAUCGAUUGUAAAACUGUCACCACUAAUGAGAUUUUUAGACCUAUGGACAAAACUGUAAUGUUUGUAGAUGAUUGUGAUGAACUAGAAAUGACAAAAUCUCACACCAUUUUCAUCAACUACCAAGCACUGGAAAAAACUGAACUCCCAGGCACACUUAACUCUGAACUAUCUGAAAAGAAAAGCCUCAAAAAAUCAAAAGUGGUAUCUAUUCCUGCUGAGGAAAGUGUUUUCUUUCCAGAGAAUGGUGAAGGUGGUGACCAUUCAACAGCAAAAGUCAGCCAGCUAACUCUACCAGGAGUAGGGUCUGAUAAUGACCCUGGGAAGAAAGUGGCAGCACUUGUAGGUGAUGGUAACAUAGAAGUAUUUCAGUCAGCUGUUGGGAAAAGUAGCAGAGAUGUACAGAAUCCUGAGUUUCUGAGUGAAUUAAGUCAAAGUCAGAGAAGAAAAAGUCUUAGAUUCAAAAAUGACAAGACCAUUGGAUCUUUAAAAAGUGAUGAGAAUGACAUGGAUAUCACCAAGAGUUGUGCAGUGGAAAUAAAUAGCAGUAGUGACCUGGAAGACAAACAGGACUCCCAUUUGCUUCCUUUGUCAGUAACAUCUAAAACUCUCUUAUAUACAUGCGGGCAGGAUAUGGAACUCACUAGAAGCCAUACAGCUGCCUUACAAUGUGAAACUGCCUCAAUAGAUAAAAUAACCAUUAGACCUUUGGACAAAACUGUAAUGUUUGUAGAUAAUCACAAUGAACUGCAAGUCACCAAGUCCAAUACUGUUUUCAUUGAUUGUCAAGAGACAGAAAAAUUACUUUAUGAAUCCACUAAACUUGGAAUUACAAAAAGUAACACCCUGAGUAUUUCUUUUCCUACAAACAGUUGCUCUUUUAAAGAAAUGACCAAUAAACAAGCACUGGAUGUAGAAGACAAAAUUAUUAUUCACAAUAAGAAAAACCAUCGUGUACUACCCUUUAUUCCUACUAAUACAUUGUCUAAGAGUCAAAGUGAAAUAGAAAUCAAGUCCCAUAGCAAUUCUGUGGAUAAAGAGGUUAUGGGGAAAGUUGCAGACCAGGCCUGUACAUUGGAAAAAGCCCAACUUGAAAACUAUCAACUAAAUCGUGACAAUCUGUUGGAUAUUAGUAACCUUAAUUCAAAGCAAGUGUCAUAUAACCUGGAAGACCCUAUAAUUGCAUCAAAUUCUGGAAAUAUUAGUAAUAUAAAGCCAGAUCUGAAUAAUAUGGAUGGAAAAGCUAAAGAAUUUUUAGAUUCCCAAACUGUUCAUGUACCCCCUUCUUCAGUACUGGAAUUAAUAAGUAAGGCAAAUGAUACAAAUAUAGUGCAAGCUGCCAAGGUAGAUACUUUUAACACAGAGUCCAGCAAAAUUAAAGAUGACAGAGCUGAAGAAAAUACAACAUCUUGUAAUGAAGAUGCCAACCCUAUACCAUUAACAGCAGUUGUAAAAGAUAAAAUGAGAAGAUGUUCUUUGGGAAUAUUUUUGCCUAGAUUGCCAAACAAGAAAAAUGUUAGUGUCACAGGUAUUGAUGAUUUGGAACAAUUUCCAUUAGACACAACUGAUUUAUAUCACUUAGAAACUCAACCAGUCUCCAGUAAGAAUACAGGCACUGGAUUUGUUGUAACUAAGCUGGACUUUAGUCCUUCACAAUAUAUAAAUGAGGAGAAUCUUCCUAUAUAUCCUGGUGAAAUUAAUUCCUCAGACUCUAUUAGCCUAGAAUUGGAGGAAAAGGCUUUGACUGAGACAUGCCAAAAAGAGAUUUUGCCACUUGAAAAUAAAAUGGAAGAAACCUGCAAUAGCCAAAAAAGAAGCUGGGUACCAGAAGAAGAUGAUGUUCAGAAUGAGAAAAAAAUCAGAAAAAGCAACACUAGGGUUAGUGAUACUGCACCAGAUCAGAUUUCUGAUCACCAUACUGAAGGGGAUACAGAUAAAAUUACUAACAGUGCAUUAAUAAAAAGCCUAAGCAGAACACCAUCCAGCUGCAGCAGUUCUCUGGAUUCACUCAAGGCUGAUGGAACCUCUCUGGACUGCAGCACACAACACAGUAGUCAUAUGGAAUCACAGUAUCUCAGAGACACUAUUUGUGAAGACAACUUGAAGGAGAAACUCAAAGAUGGGAAAAUAACACUAAAAGAAUUCUUGAUACUCCUUCAAGUUCAUAUUUUAAUACAGAAACCCCGACAGAGCAGUCUCCCAGCCAAAUUGACGGUAAAUACACCCCCUACUCCAGAAGACAUGAUGUUAAGUCAAUAUGUUUACCGACCUAAGAUACAGAUUUAUAGAGAAGAUCGUGAUGCUCUUCACCGAAAGAUUGAAGAACUAAAUAUCUCUGCAUUGAGUCAAGAUAAACUGUUGACUGAUGUAAAUAGGGACCUAUGGGAGAAAAUGAGACUCUACUCUGAUGAAGAGCUGAAGGCCUUUGGAUUUUACCUGAACAAAAUUAAGUCACGCUUUACCAAGAUGACUAAAGUCUUUACUCACCAAGGAAAAGUGACUCUCUACAGCAAAUUGGUGCAGUCUGCUCAGAAGGAAAAGGAAAAACUUCAGAUGAGGAUAAAUGAAAUGGACAACAUACUUCAGAAGAUUGAUAAGUGCCUCAAUGAUGUGGAAAUAGAAACUAAGAGUUUGGAGCAUGAAGAAAAAGACAGUUUUAUGGAAGAAUGGGGUUCUGAAGUGAAAUCUGCAGAGAAAGAACUGGAACAGUUGAAAACUGAAGAGAAAGAGCUUCAAAGAAAUCUCUUAGAAUUGGAGGUGCACAAAAAACAGACCCUUGAUCAAAUAAACUUAGUGAGAAAACAAACAAAUGAGACUGAAGAGCUACUGGAUCAACUGAGCUUGUCUGAGUGGGAUAUCAUCGAGUGGAAUGAUGAUCAAGCUGUGUUCACUUUUCUUUAUGACACAGUAGAGCUUACUAUGACUUUUGGAGAGCAAGUAGUUGGUGUUCCUUUCUUGGAUAAGACUUUUUAUAGGAAGAUCGAUAAUUUGAAUUUUCAGUCUCUGUUAGAUGAGGAUAAAGCUCCUCUUUCCACCUUGUUAGUUCAUAAGCUUGUCUUCCAGUACAUUAUGGAACAAGGGUCCUGGAAGAAGAAAUAUACUACACAGCAUCAGGUACCCAAGAUGCUUCAAGAAAUCUCACUGGUAACGAGUCGUUGCAGACUUCUUGGAGAGGAGAUUGAGUUUUUAAAGAGAUGGGGACCAAACUAUAACUUAAUGAACAUAGAUGUGAAUAAUACUGAAUUAAAGCUUUUAUUCUCUAGCUCUGCAGCAUUUACAAAGUUUGAGAUAACUUUGUCUCUCACAGCUAAUUAUCCAUCUGUACAGUUACCUUUAUCCAUUCACAUUCACCUUGGAGACAUUGGCAAAGAUGAAAUCACUGCUGUUCUGUCUAAAGUGCCACAGAAGGACAACUACCUCAAGAAUGUGGUCAAGCACAUUUACCAAGAUCUGCUUCAGGACUGCCAUUUCUCCCCCUAGACCCAUGGGCCACAGCUAUAACAAGCAAUUACAAUGUACUUAAUGAUACUAUGUCAGAGUUUCCUUUGUUGUUUAAUCUUUGUUUUUACAUCAUAGAUAGAAGCCUAGUAAAAUUCCUUUUGAUGAUAUUACAGUUUACAAUAUGAUUUGUAAGUUUUUACAGUAAGAAAUGAUCAAAGACCUUCAAUAACCUGCUGUCUGCUUGUUCACUUUUCUAGUAAAGGUUUAAGUAGAACACUUAGAAGAAAAUUCUCCUGGGAGUCAGGCUGUAGCACAGCGGGUUAAGCGCAGGUGGCGCAAAGCACAAGGACCGGCAUAAGGAUCCUGGUUUGAACCCUGAUUCCCCACCUGCAGGGGAGUCGCUUCACAAGCGGUGAAGCAGGUCUGCAGGUGUCUAUCUUUCUCUCCUCCUCUCUGUCUUCCCCUCCUCUCUCCAUUUCUCUCUGUCCUAUCCAACAACGACAACAACAAUAAAACAACAAGGGCAACAAAAGGGAAUAAAUAAAUAAAAUAAAUAUUAAAAAAAUAAAAAGAAAAAAAAGAAAAUUCUCCUAACUGAAGCAGUACUCUAUCCUUUGUUAUAUGCUAUAAAUCGUAACUUUUAAGUCCAAGAGGAGGAAUCACCACUAAAAAACUUUAACUAUUUCCCCAUAUAUAGAAUUAUGAUUUCUAGGUUGCUUUGCAUCUGCCUAGCAGAUAUAUCUGGAAUACAGACAAGUCUGUUUACAAACUACUCAUUCUCCUUUUUUCCAUUGCAGACAUACUACUGAGUUAUUGGGAAAGUUAUGACAUAUUUUGUUGUUUUUCUAUGCAAAAAUGCAUCAUAUUUCUGACAACUCAAGAGAAUAAUAGUACUCAACUACUGCAAUGGUUGUCAUCUUUUCUGGAGGGGGCCUGGCAUUCUUUUAUUAUAUAGUAUCAGUGUUUUCUCAAUAAGUAUAAUUUUGACCCAACAUAUGUAUAAAUAUAUUUUUUUUCUUGUGAUACAUUAAGAUCAAGAAAAAUGUGUGUGCUUGUGUGUGUGUUAUGUAUAGCAGAGCUGGUGAAGUGACUCAGCUGUAGAGCACUGACUCAGCAUAUGUGAGGCUUAAGGGUUAUCUCUACACCAAAUGAGAACAAUUAGGAGAAACGUGUUGGUGUUGGAGCAGUGAUCUGCACUCACACUCAUAUGUGCGCUCUCUCCAAAAUAAAAGAAGGUACUAUGGAGCUGA
Messenger RNA from Erinaceus europaeus (western European hedgehog), 8839 nucleotides. It is a transcript of the gene KNL1, whose product is annotated as kinetochore scaffold 1. Gene Ontology annotation, cellular component: nucleus. The transcript has 27 exons. Lineage: Eukaryota; Metazoa; Chordata; Mammalia; Eulipotyphla; Erinaceidae. Bases 318 to 7628 code for a protein of 2436 amino acids. Gene Ontology annotation, biological process: cell division; protein localization to kinetochore; attachment of spindle microtubules to kinetochore. The record is from RefSeq and is a predicted model, not a curated record.